AUAACUCUGUGACCACUUCACCGUUAAGGAUUGAGUGUAACCUCUAUAUUAACCCGUACUUCCAGGUGCCGAUUCCACAGCUAGAUAAAUAUCGGCAGGACGCUGCGCCACUGGGGAAUCGAACCGCGCACAACUUCCGGUUCGGACGCUGAUGCUGACAUCACUAGGGUGGCUCUGUGUCUGUGUGUGUGUGGUUUGGGAGGUGGGUGGGGCAUUUUUAGUGCUCGACAGCUUUCUUGAACAAUGCAUUUUUCUCAUGACCUUAUGUAGUUCCUCUCCACCUCCUGCUCUGACCUGUGGACGAGCGUUAUCGUUGACGCAAACACGAGAAGCGGGCUACCAUUGGAGAAGUGGGCAAUCGUCGUGGUCUGUAGCAAUCGAGGUGGUGGUAAUAAAGUUCGAGGGUCGCACAACUGGCAAGGUAUGUACACGCAGCUCAAAACAUGGCUUCUGAACAAGAGUGGCAUCUAACGGAGGAAUGGAUCCAGAAAGCACUGCAGGACUGUUUAAAUUCAGAUGAUGCAAAUGAAGAAUUAAAGUUUGUUCAGGUGAAAGGGGGAGUGUGCAUAGAAGAUAUUGGAGAUGGUAAUCUGAAUGAUGUUGUGCGUGUUUCAUCAAAGUCUGAUCCAGCAAAGAGCAUAAUUCUGAAACAUGCCAUGCCAUUUAUCAAGGUCCUGGGACCUCGCUAUCCACUGGCAACUGAACGGGGUGAGAUUGAGUACCGAGCUUCUUCCAAAUUCUAUGCCAUUUGUCCAGGCAGUGUUCCAAGGCCCCUUUGUUACAGUAAAGCCCAUAAAAUCUUUUGCAUGGAAGAUCUGCAGGGGUACCAGGUGUACAAGCAAUGGCUGAUGGCUGGAAAUACUGAUUUGGAUGUAGCCAAGAAACUUGCUCGAGAUAUUGCCAUAAUUCACCAGAACACCCAUGUUGGUGUCAUUGGACAGCAAGCAAUCAAGAACAUGAAUGAGGAAUUCCAAAAUCCUCAUCUUGUGAAACUGACUGACACUUACAUCUUCACUGAUCCCUUUUCACGCACGGGUGAGAGUAACCGAUGGUCAUCACUGCUCAACUCACACAUUGAAAGUGUGUAUGGCGAUGAGGAGUUGCUGAGCAUUGUAAAAAAAUUUCAGAAGCUUUUUCAUGAAAAGAAGGAGGCUCUUAUUCAUGGAGACCUACACACAGGAUCCGCCAUGGUCAGAGAUAAAGAUAUAAGAAUGAUUGACUUGGAAUUUAUCAUGGUUGGGCCAUGUGCCAUGGAUCUUGGACUGUUGAUGGCACACUACAUCUUCUGCCACCUCUAUCACCUGAUGAACACAGAUGAAGAUGAGACAUAUCGACAUCCACUAGCUUAUAAGAUUCUUGACCUUGCCUAUGCCACAGUUGAUGAGUAUCUUGCUCACAUGACAUCAAGCAUCGGCGAAAGAGAAAACUACACCAGUCAGCUGAUGUCGGAGACUGCAGGUUUUGCUGGAUGUGAGAUUAUUCGAAGGUUGCUGGGUGCAGGAAGAACCAUAGAAAUGGACAGCUUAGAAAGUGCGCAACCUGAUGCUUUGGCAGCUGGCAUUCGUCUUUUAAAAGCUCAUUCCCGCAUCCACAGUGUUUUUCAGCUCAUGAAUGUAGCUCUUAUGUUAACUUUUUGACCCAUAGAAGUCUUACAAAAUGGAAGAACUUUUUCCAUGUCUAUGUACGUGUAUUUUAUCUGAAAUUAAAGGUCUGUCUUAUCAGUUGCAAAUGUUUGUAAUAUUUUAUUCCACUUACUUCUUGUUGUUUUCUUGUUAUCGGUUUAUCAAAGUUUUUUAAGAUGUAUUUUUUAAUCAACACAUUUUUACAAAUAAAUUGUCUUUCUGUCUAAUGAGAUGGUUAAUUCUACAAUGAAAUUAUGUAGAACAAACCAGAUGUCCUAAGGGAGGCAAUAGAAAACCUCCUCUCCUCCCUCAACAACUUGUGCAGGUCAAGGAACUGAAAAGAAAUUAUUGUAAUGUAAAGCUGUAAAAUCAUAGGAGGCUGUUCCAUUCACUGAAAGAGAAGGCAUUGCUGCAUAUGAUGGCAGAGAAUAAGGUCUGCACAAACUUGCUACAAACAUUAUGUACAUCCAGAUUUAACAUUUUAUUCCUAAAAUAACAAGCUACGACAAGACAAUUAUGCCAGUAAACUGAUGUUCAUAGCUGA
Messenger RNA from Pomacea canaliculata, 2166 nucleotides. RefSeq names its product methylthioribose kinase-like. The coding region runs from base 444 to 1637 and encodes 397 amino acids. The record is from RefSeq and is a predicted model, not a curated record. The transcript has 8 exons. Lineage: Eukaryota; Metazoa; Mollusca; Gastropoda; Architaenioglossa; Ampullariidae.